Molecule: messenger RNA, 1301 nt
Organism: Suillus paluster
Lineage: Eukaryota; Fungi; Basidiomycota; Agaricomycetes; Boletales; Suillaceae
Exons: 14
Coding region: 64-1026 (320 amino acids)
Source: RefSeq, a predicted model, not a curated record
AGCACGAAUGCCGUCGCUAUAUGACCACCAAGUUCACCACUCAGUCACACACAUCCCUCGGAUAUGACCUUCGUUUCAAAUCGUCCCGGCUGGUGGCCAGUAAUCAAUUGGGCUCUUUCUUGGAGCUAUUAUGUAGACUGUGGUUCCACAGUUGCCGCCUCUGCCGCGGUGGUGUACGAUUGGGCGCUAACAUUCGGACAAGAGGUUGAACUGGUCUGGAUGCAACGCUGGUCCCUCAUGACGGUUCUGUAUCUCAUUACGCGCUAUGCUGGGAUACCAUUCACCAUUAUUUACAUUAUAUUGGAUCUUCUACCAAUCUCGUUGACGGAUGCAGUGAGCGGUAUUAUGUACUCUGCAUUAAAUUGGAUAAAUGUAAUCACAGCUGUCAUGCUGGAUGUCAUCAUGAUUGCUCGCUUACAUGCCAUGUAUCAGGGAUCUAGAAAGAUGCUUAUAUUUCUCAUCGUUAGCUUCCUGGCUGUCAACAUUGCCUGCAUAGUGAUGGCUGCAAUAGGGCUCAAGUAUAUUGGAUCGGAGGAGUAUGUUCUCUCCGGUGCCCAUAUGUGCUCUUAUACCUAUGAGGGAGACGUUAUAUUUCUGACUAGAAUGGUUUGGACACUCACCCUUAUAUGGGAGGUCCUCGCACUGUGUCUUGCGGUCUGGAUUGCUAUCAAACACUUCUGCGGUCUGCGACAACUUGGACAAUCGACAGGAUUGACCAUCGGGGACGUUUUCACAGUGUUGGUGAAAUCUCACGUGCUUUACUUUGCAAGCUUUGCUGCUGUUGCUGCUCUCCACCUUGGCGCCUUCUCUCCCAUAAUUAUAGACUCAUAUACCGUGGGAACCGAGAUAUAUGGUGCUUUUCUUCAAGUUUUUGCGGCCGUGCAGAUGUUUGUGCUGGGACCGCGCCUCAUCCUUAGCGUUCGGGAAUUUCACGCUAAGCUCGUGGCCGACUCCGACGCAGCAACUGGCAUGACGUCAAUCGUCUUCGAGGAGCGCACACACGUGUCGACUAGCAAUAGUGCGUAGCAUGAGAGAUACUUAUUGGGUUCUCUGAAAGAGCAGGAGGAUAGUUUCGUGGCGGUAUCUAUGUAUGUUAUUCGGUGUUCCAAAGUGUAUAUUCCAAGAUUCAGAUUUCCCUCACAAGGUCAAGUAAACCCCCCCACCAGAUUUACUGAGGUUGUUGCGAUUGUUAGCUAUAUAUAGUCAAAUAUGAUAUUUCAAUUUGUUCACUGGUUCACUGAUGCACAGGAUCCUGGCUGUGUGAUGUAUCACAAUCGCAUCUGCUACACGAUGCAUUAAGG